Antrostomus carolinensis (chuck-will's-widow) is the source of this 2081-nucleotide messenger RNA. It is a transcript of the gene SLC9A1, whose product is annotated as solute carrier family 9 member A1. The transcript has 11 exons. Lineage: Eukaryota; Metazoa; Chordata; Aves; Caprimulgiformes; Caprimulgidae. The record is from RefSeq and is a predicted model, not a curated record. Gene Ontology annotation, cellular component: plasma membrane. The annotation marks the transcript as partial. Gene Ontology annotation, molecular function: sodium:proton antiporter activity; potassium:proton antiporter activity. Gene Ontology annotation, biological process: proton transmembrane transport; potassium ion transmembrane transport; regulation of intracellular pH.
GCUUCCACGUGAUCCCUUCAGUGUCCAGCAUCGUUCCCGAGAGCUGCCUGCUCAUUGUGGUUGGCCUUUUGGUCGGAGGGCUCAUCAAAGGGGUGGGUGAAAAGCCCCCCAUCCUCAAAUCAGACAUUUUCUUCCUCUUCCUCCUCCCACCCAUCAUCUUGGAUGCUGGCUAUUUCCUUCCUUUGCGCCAAUUCACUGAGAACCUGGGCACCAUCCUCAUCUUCGCCGUGGUGGGGACACUCUGGAAUGCCUUCUUCUUGGGUGGCCUGAUGUACGCCGUGUGCCAGCUCGGUGGCCCUGGCUUGAACCACAUUGGCCUCCUGGCCAACCUGCUCUUCGGCAGCAUCAUCUCAGCCGUGGACCCGGUGGCCGUGCUGGCUGUCUUUGAGGAGAUCCACAUCAACGAGCUGCUCCACAUCUUGGUCUUCGGCGAGUCCCUUCUGAACGACGCCGUCACGGUCGUCCUCUACCACCUCUUUGAGGAGUUUGCCAACUUCGAGCAGGUGACCAUUAUUGAUAUCAUCCUCGGCUUCCUCAGCUUCUUCGUGGUGUCACUGGGUGGUGUCUUCGUGGGUGUAAUUUAUGGAGUGAUCGCUGCCUUCACCUCCCGCUUCACCUCCCACAUCCGUGUCAUCGAGCCCCUCUUCGUCUUCCUCUACAGCUACAUGGCAUAUCUCUCUGCUGAGCUCUUCCACCUCUCCGGCAUCAUGGCGCUCAUCGCCUCCGGCGUGGUCAUGCGGCCCUAUGUGGAAGCCAACAUCUCCCACAAGUCCCACACCACCAUCAAGUAUUUCCUUAAGAUGUGGAGCAGCGUGAGCGAGACACUCAUCUUCAUCUUCCUGGGUGUCUCCACCGUGGCUGGUCACCACUACUGGAACUGGACCUUUGUCAUCAGCACGCUGCUCUUCUGCCUCAUUGCGAGAGUUUUAGGUGUCCUGGUCCUCACCUGGUUCAUCAACAAGUUCCGAAUUGUGAAGCUGACGCCAAAGGACCAGUUCAUCAUCGCCUACGGGGGCCUGCGGGGAGCCAUCGCCUUCUCCCUCGGUUACCUCCUGGACUAUAAGCAUUUUGGCAUGAGGGACAUGUUCCUCACAGCCAUCAUCACAGUCAUCUUCUUCACAGUCUUCGUGCAGGGCAUGACCAUCCGGCCCUUGGUGGACCUGCUGGCCGUGAAGAAGAAGCAGGAGACAAAACGCUCCAUCAACGAAGAGAUCCACACGCAGUUCUUGGAUCACCUUCUGACAGGGAUCGAGGAUAUCUGCGGUCACUAUGGGCAUCACCACUGGAAGGACAAGCUGAAUCGCUUCAACAAGAAGUACGUGAAGAAGUGCCUGAUUGCGGGGGAGCGCUCCAAGGAGCCCCAGCUCAUCGCUUUCUAUCACAAGAUGGAGAUGAAGCAGGCGAUCGAGCUGGUGGAGAGUGGGGGCAUAGGCAAGAUCCCCUCCGCUGUCUCCACCGUCUCCAUCCAGAACAUCAACCCCAAGACCCUCCCUGUGGAGCGCAUCCUUCCAGCCCUGUCCAAGGACAAGGAGGAGGAGAUCCGGAAAAUCCUUCGCAACAACCUGCAGAAAACCAGGCAGAGGUUGCGAUCCUACAACCGGCACACGCUGGUGGCCGACCCCUACGAGGAAGCCUGGAACCAGAUGCUCCUGCGGAGGCAGAAGGCCCGGCAGCUGGAACAGAAGAUGAACAACUACCUGACAGUGCCGGCUCACAAGCUGGAUUCACCCACCAUGUCCCGGGCUCGCAUAGGCUCAGACCCUCUGGCCUACGAACCCAAGCCGGACUCGGAGAACCUGCCCAUCAUCACCAUCGACCCAGCCUCCCCGCAGUCCCCGGAGUCUGUGGACCUGAUGAACGAGGAGCCCAAGGGCUGCGGUGGCCUCCCACCCUCACCCGAGGAGGAUGAGGAGGGGCUGGUGAUGCGGGUGAAGGAGCCUUCCUCCCCCGGUACCGACGAUGUCUUCACCCCGGGGACUGGUGACAGCCCCAGCAACCAGCGGAUGCUGCGAUGUCUGAGCGACCCGGGGCCUCGGCCGGAGCCGGAGGAGGGGGAACCCUUCAUCCCCAAGGGGCAGUAG